Microplitis mediator is the source of this 2201-nucleotide messenger RNA. RefSeq names its product IQ and ubiquitin-like domain-containing protein. The transcript has 6 exons. Gene Ontology annotation, biological process: cilium assembly. The record is from RefSeq and is a predicted model, not a curated record. Lineage: Eukaryota; Metazoa; Arthropoda; Insecta; Hymenoptera; Braconidae. Gene Ontology annotation, cellular component: motile cilium; acrosomal vesicle. Bases 395 to 2170 code for a protein of 591 amino acids. Gene Ontology annotation, molecular function: protein binding.
GUGGUAGUUGAAGUGUAUAGCGGGUAAUAGAGGCAGUAGAGGCAACGAUGCAUCGUGGUUUAUAUAAAUCAAAAUUUCACGAGAUUGUAUGUGCUUACAUACUUUAAAAGUUUUUUAUUUUUUCACCGUUAAAUAUGUUAAGAGAGUCAGUAUAAAGAGAUAUAUUACCGUUCUAAUACUGUCUCAAUUUGUGCUGCACAAAAGAGAAUAAAUAAAAUCUAAAAUAAAAAAAAAAUAUAUAUACAACAGGAUAAAAAAUGAGUUAAAAAAAUUUCCGGAUGGAAAAAAUUUAAAGAGAGAUAAAUUAUGUUGAUGAAUGGACUGGAGUUAUUUACUGCGGCUAUUUUACUUGCCAGCAUUACUUCCGUGUGAUAUAUAAAUUAGUAAUUGCUCAAUGAAGCCAUUAUUGCCGUACGUAUGGUUGAUUAUUAAUUAUAAUUAUUUACAUGCUAUUACAUGUAGAGUAUUUAUUUCAUCGGUAUUCAACAGACUGAAAUAUUUAUAUUCAAUUGAAUGUAUGAUAAUCGAUAACUACUCGAUGGUACUUGCACAGACGGCUGAUGAUGAUGAUGAAGAAAAAAAGUGUUUGGGUAGAUGGAAAAAUUUAAUUACGGGAAAAGAAUAUUUCGAUGCAGCCACUCAGGCUUCGACACAACACCGCAGUAGUGUGCGUAAAAAUAUUCUUACUGCAGACCAAGUUACACAGACUCAAAGUUUGACAGCUUGUAAAUACACUUGUUUGUUUUAUGAUAAAAUAAUCCAAACUUCAAUCCUCCCGGAUUUGAAUGAUAAACUUCUGACGCCUUCAUCCGCGGCGCGAAACCGUAUGUCGACGGAAUUACAUCGUUUGAAAGCUAAAGAAUUAUUUUCAACUCGUAAUUAUUCAAAACUAGAAGAAGAGAGCGCCAUAAAAAUUCAAAAAUUUUUUCGAGCAUGUCGAACACGAACAGAGAUGUCAUCUCUCGCACGUUUUGCGAUUCUAACUCGAACGCAACCGCCUGUAAAAGAGAAGUUAGUGAGAUUGAACCAGGAUAAGCGGUUCGAGAUAGUGGAGCGACGAACACCACGUACUUGCUCUGAUUUUGAGAUGCUACAUAACAUGCUGGACCGAUGGAGAGUAUUGGAAAGUGAGCAGGUUGAUCGUGUGCUUUUCGAAAAUUCCCGGAUGGCCGCUAAGUCCGUGAUCCUAUUGAAGGAGAUAGAGUUGCUGCGUUCCAUCGAGUUAUCUAAAUCUAAAGUUCGCAAGGAGCUGAAAGAACGACGAAAUCUUGAGUUCUUGGAUAAAUUGGCUAAGCUUGAGUGCUGGAGGACUCGAGAUGGAAAAUUGAUAAAGGUGGAAACCCAGAGAGUUGCACGGGCACGAGAGUGCAGAUCCUUGUACUUUGCAUUGAUGCAAGUUGAUGAUACUGCUAUUACUGGUACUAGUGCUGGUGUUAAGGGUAACACUUCUUCUGCUGUUGGAGUUGGAAGAAUUGACACGCUCGAGAGCAUCAAGAAGCUCAUUUACGGGCAUACUUGUCAACCUGCCAGAGAGCUAGAGUAUCUUGUAGACCAGGAGAUUGAAUUUACUCGGCGAAAUUUCGACUCGGGUAUAAUGAAUCAAUUGAAAAAUCGAAUCAAAUUGGCCUUUUUAAAGUUUACUGCUCUCUACUGUCAAGCGGAAAGUAAUUUCAAGCACCACAGCAGAGAUAUCAUGACUUUUUGUCGUCGAUGUGGCAAAUUAUUACCAAUAAGUGAAUUAAAUGAAGACGAGCCCAGUCUUCCGACAUGCAGCAGUUGUAUAUCGAUACGUCCGAGCAAAAAUCCAAGGAUACUUUACGAGCCGUACGAACAGAUGCUCAAGGAUUUACGUAAAUCCGAAGCUCAGAUGGGCUUAUUUGACGGUCUGGCUUUUCAUAUUGACCCGCGGGUGCUCCAUCAGCUUGUCAAUUACAUCUGGCACGGAAAAUCUGGGAUCUCCGAGUUCGAUGAUCUCUUCCAAUUACGGCUGCUGCGUUUUCGGCUGGAUGUCGAAUGGUCCCCGUGGAAUUCAAUUCUUCUGACGAAGCGGGAAGCCGCUGUGCACCAGGCAAUGUCCAAUCCUUGGGACCUGUACGAGUCGAGCCUGGUACAAAAAUUUGUGCUCAGAAAUCUGCAAGCUAAAUUAUAUUUUAGUUACUUGGUUAAAUAAUUUUACAUUUAAUAUUUUAUUAGUCCCCUUG